This is a messenger RNA of Conger conger (European conger), 1743 nucleotides long. It is a transcript of the gene hpse2, whose product is annotated as heparanase 2. Lineage: Eukaryota; Metazoa; Chordata; Actinopteri; Anguilliformes; Congridae. Gene Ontology annotation, cellular component: extracellular matrix; membrane. The transcript is spliced from 12 exons. Gene Ontology annotation, molecular function: hydrolase activity, acting on glycosyl bonds. The coding region runs from base 1 to 1743 and encodes 580 amino acids. The record is from RefSeq and is a predicted model, not a curated record.
AUGCCGCAUCGUUACCUCUUCCCCAUCUUCGGCUCUUCUUUGUGGUUGGCAUCCAUUGCGUUGAUGGUGCAGCCCUUGAUAUCUACAGCUGCUACAUACAGGAGACCUGUAGCUGGAGGGAAAAGACGAGGUUUUAUGGAAAGGACGCUAAUUCUUCUAGAUGUGAACACGCGGAGUCCAGUUAAGAUUUUAAAUGAGAACUUCCUUUCCUUACAGUUGGAUCCUUCUAUCAUUAAAGACGGAUGGCUGGACUUCCUAAGCUCCAAACGUCUGGUGACACUUGCUCGAGGACUCUCACCAGCCUACCUGAGAUUUGGAAGCAAGAGAACAGAUUUUCUUCAGUUCCACAACCUGAAGAAUUUGGCUAAAUUCAGAGGCCCAGGCCCAGACUACUAUCUGAAGAACUAUGAGGAUGAUAUUGUGAGGAGUGACAUCGCCUUGGACAAGCAGAAGGGCUGCAAGCUGGCCAACCACCCAGAGAUGAUGCUGGAGCUUCAGAGAGAGAAGGCGGCCCAGAUGCAGCUGGUUCUCCUGAAGGAGCAGCUCUCCAGUAUCUACAGCAACAUCACAAUAACAGCCAGGUCUUUAGACAAACUCUAUAACUUUGCCGAUUGUGCCGGCCUGCACCUGAUCUUCGGGCUGAACGCCCUGCACCGCAAUCCCGACAACUCCUGGAACGGCUCCAGUGCUCUUGGACUGCUCAAGUACAGCGCCGGCAAGAAAUACAACAUCUCCUGGGAGCUGGGCAACGAGCCCAACAGCUACCGCACCAUGGUGUCCCGCACGCUGAACAGCAGCCAGCUGGCCCAGGACUACACCCAGCUCAGGACCCUGCUGCAGUCCGUGCGCUUCUACAGCCGGGCCAGCCUGUACGGGCCCAACAUCGGCCGCCCCCGCAAGAACGCCCUGCUGCUGCUGGAGGGAUUCAUGAAGAAUGCUGGCUCUGUCGUUGAUGCAGUUACGUGGCAACAUUACUUCAUGGACGGGCGAGUGAGUAAGGUGGAGGACUUCAUGAAGACCCGGCUGCUGGACACGCUGACGGAGCACAUCACUAAGGUACUGAAGGUUGUGAACACACACGCUCCCGGUAAGAAGGUGUGGCUGGGUGGCGUGGGACCAGCCUGGGCGGCGGGAACCAACAACCUCUCAGACACGUACGCUGCUGGAUUCCUAUGGCUGAACACUCUGGGCAUGGCUGCCAUGCAGGGGAUCGAUGUUGUACUCCGACAUUCCUUCUUCGACUACGGGUACAACCAUCUGGUGGACCAGAACUUCAACCCUUUACCUGAUUACUGGCUGUCCCUGCUCUUCAAGCAGCUGGUGGGUCCCCGGGUCCUGGCGGUCCACGUGGCCGGCCUGCAGAGGAAGCCACGCCCGGGCCGCGUGAUCCGGGACAAACUGCGCAUAUACGCCCACUGCACCAGCUUCCACAAUCAUAAUUAUGUGCGAGGAUCCAUAACCAUCUACAUCAUUAAUCUGCACCGGUCCCGAAAGAAAAUCAAACUAGCCGGGACCUUGCGCAACAAAACAGUUCAUCAGUACCUGUUGCAGCCAUUGGGAGCGGAUGGACUCCAGGCCAAGUUUGUGCAGCUGAACGGGGAGCCUCUGGUCAUGCUGGACGACGAGACGUUCCCCGAGCUGAAGCCACAGACGCUGCGCACGGGCCGGACGAUAGCCCUGCCCCCCAUGGCCAUCGGCUUCUACGUCAUAAAGAACAUCAACGCCUACGCCUGCCGCAGAUAA